This is a messenger RNA of Sciurus carolinensis (gray squirrel), 2747 nucleotides long. It is a transcript of the gene Ccr4, whose product is annotated as C-C motif chemokine receptor 4. NCBI's taxonomy places the organism in Eukaryota, Metazoa, Chordata, Mammalia, Rodentia, Sciuridae. The record is from RefSeq and is a predicted model, not a curated record. The transcript is spliced from 2 exons. Gene Ontology annotation, cellular component: membrane. Gene Ontology annotation, biological process: G protein-coupled receptor signaling pathway; inflammatory response; immune response. Gene Ontology annotation, molecular function: C-C chemokine receptor activity. The coding region runs from base 114 to 1196 and encodes 360 amino acids.
CUUCUUGAGCAGGCUUAGCAUUGCCUCGCAGACCGUCCUCAGAGCUACUUUCAGAAAAGUAAGCUGUUCCUGUUGCAUCCAGACCUGCCUUGAGGAGCUCAGAGUUUUAAAAAAUGAACCCCACGGAUAUAGCAGACACUACGCUGGAUGAGAGCAUAUAUAACAACUACUACCUCUAUGAAAACAUCCCCAAGCCCUGUAACAAAGAAGGGAUCAAGGCCUUUGGGGAGCUCUUCCUGCCCCCUCUUUACUCCAUGGUCUUUCUCUUUGGUCUGCUUGGAAAUUCUGUGGUGGUUCUGGUCCUAUUCAAAUACAAGCGGCUCAAGUCCAUGACUGACGUGUACCUGCUCAACCUCGCCAUCUCGGAUCUACUCUUUGUGCUUUCCCUCCCAUUCUGGGGCUACUACGCUGCAGACCAGUGGGUGUUUGGACUGGGUCUAUGCAAGAUUAUUUCCUGGAUGUACUUGGUGGGUUUUUACAGCGGCAUAUUCUUCAUCAUGCUCAUGAGCAUCGACAGAUACCUGGCAAUUGUGCAUGCGGUGUUUUCCUUGAGAGCAAGAACCCUGACCUAUGGGGUCAUCACCAGUGUGGCUACGUGGUCAGUGGCUGUAUUUGCCUCUCUCCCUGGCCUUUUGUUCAGCACCUGUUACACCGAGCGCAACCAUACUUACUGCAAGACCAAGUACUCUGUCAACUCCACCACGUGGAAGGUUCUCAGCUCCCUGGAGAUCAACAUCUUUGGAUUGGUGAUCCCCUUGGGGAUCAUGCUGUUUUGCUAUUCUAUGAUCAUCAGGACUUUGCAGCAUUGCAAAAAUGAGAAGAAGAACAAGGCGGUGAAGAUGAUCUUCGCUGUGGUGGUGCUGUUCCUUGGGUUCUGGACUCCUUACAACGUGGUGCUCUUCCUGGAGACCCUGGUUGAGCUAGAAGUCCUUCAGGAUUGCACCUUUGAAAGGUACCUGGACUAUGCCAUCCAGGCCACAGAAACCCUGGCUUUCAUUCACUGCUGCCUUAAUCCAGUCAUCUACUUUUUUCUGGGGGAGAAAUUUCGCAAAUACAUUGUACAACUCUUCAAAACCUGCAGGGGUCCUUUGGUGCUCUGCCAAUAUUGUGGGCUCCUCCAAAUUUACUCGGCUGACACCCCCAGCUCCUCUUACACACAGUCUACUGUGGAUCAUGAUCUCCAUGAUGCUUUGUAAAAAGUGAAAAUGCAAAACACAGAGCUAAUAAGCUUCCCACAUUCAGAGCUUACUUAAAAUUGUGUUUUAGUAAGAGUCCCCUGAGCAGGCAGUAGGAGGAAGGCCUCCAGCCGCAGCGGAAAGUGAAGGUCUCGCCUUGCAACUGGCUUUUCCUCUUCCAUUAGGCAAGUUGACCCCCGGGGGGGGGUUCACCUGGACCAAGCAUCCUUCCUCACACCAGGCCUGCCUCAAGCAGAAGUGAACCUGCGAAUUCUGAGCAGUGUUUCAACGAGGCGACAGAUGAUGUGGGAAGAGAGCGUCCAUUCCCUGUAACCUAAACAGACUGGGUUCUCCAGAAGGCGCUGUGGAUUGAUGGGGUAAAUAGUUGCUUCCUGCUGUGGAAAAUGGACCCUGUGAUUAAUUUCUAGCUUUUAUGGAACAAUAUAGAAAACUUUGAUAUACACUCCUAGUGUUUUUCUAGCAAUAUAUCUGAAGCAUGGUAUAUUCCAUAAAGUCAGAUGGAUUAGUGAAACAAUUAGUGAAAUAAUGAACCUAGAUCUUGAUACUUUUUUUUUUUUUUUUUUUUUUUUUUUUUGCAGUGCUGGGGAUUGAACCCAGGGCCAUGCAUGCAAGGCAAGCACUCUACCAACUGAGCUAUCUCCCCAGCCCUAGCUCUUGAUACUUUGAUUGUAAAGGAUAAUUUGUUAAUUGAAGGCCACACUUUCUCUGCCAAUUAACAAAUGUACAGAUUUGAAGGCAUUAGCAUGGUAUAAUUUCUAAACUUGGAACACAAGGCAUUUAAAAUCCAAAUAUAUUUGUUCAAAUUCAUUUUGCUUGUGGACAUGUUUUAAUUAUAACAUGAAUAUUCAGAUGUUUAAAAUUAGGGGUUUGGGUGCUCUCAGUAGUAGAGUGGUUUCCUAGCAUAUAUGAGGCCCUGGGUUCCAGCCCCAGCUCUGCAAAAUAAUAAUAAUAAUAAUGCAUAGUCCCAAAAUACAUUUAUCUAGGUCUUUUACUUGUUCACAAACAUGGCCUUCAAAGUUAAAAAUAAGGUAGACUACUAAAGUAUGACCGUACUUCCUUAAGUGCAAACAAUUGAGGUAAGAAUUAAUCAUAAGCUAUUGCUGAUGUGGCAUAGGACUAUGAAACUGUAAAAAGUAAUUAACCUCAGUAUUGGCACUGAUUUUUAAAUUUUGGGUGGCUCAAAAGUUGGGUCAUUCAUUUCUAAGUUACUUUAGUCAUUUUGUAUCAUUAAAAUAAAUUGCAAUGUUUUUCCUUAUUCAUAACCUUAAUCAGAAUUAAAGACUCCUAAACAUCUAGGAGACCGCAGUUCCUCCACAAACAAAAACUAAUCUCAUAAGUUAUUAUCUGACUUAAAAUGCUUGUUUACACAUUACAUUUAUAAAGAGUGCAUCUCCAGGAAACAUAUUUUCACUCUGGGUCCCCCCACACCCCGCCCCAUACUGGGGAUUGAACUCUGGGGGUAAGGGAUGCUCAACCACUGAGCCACAUCCCCUGCCCGCCCCCACUCCUCCUUUUUAAAUUUUGAGACAGGGUCCACUAAGUUGCUUAGGG